Molecule: messenger RNA, 1383 nt
Organism: Staurois parvus
Lineage: Eukaryota; Metazoa; Chordata; Amphibia; Anura; Ranidae
Source: the annotation of a GenBank genome assembly
CUGGUGGCAGCUCCAGUCUCUUGCUUCAAACAUGCACCAAUGGGCAACUGCUGGGGGGACAUAGCUGAAGGUGUACGAGUCGAAGUCCUCAACACAGAUCAGAAUUUGACUUCAAAAGUGUUUUGGAUUGCUGUAAUUGUGAAACUGGCAGGAUACAACGCCUUACUGCGAUAUGAAGGCUUUGAGAAUGAUACCAGUCUGGAUUUCUGGUGUAAUAUUUGUAAUAAUGACGUUCACCCAGUUGGUUGGUGUGCAAGCAGCGGAAAGCCACUAGUACCACCCCAAACCAUUCAACACAAAUAUUCAAAUUGGAAAGCUUUCUUAGUCAAGCGACUAACUGGUGCCAAGACACUACCUGCAGAUUUUGCUCAAAAGGUGUCUGAUAGUAUGCAGUAUCCCUUCAAGCCUUCAAUGAGAGUGGAAGUAGUCGACAAAACACAUCUAUGCCGGACGCGGGUGGCAGUCGUAGACAGUGUAAUCGGUGGUCGGUUACGACUGGUGUACGAAGAGAGCGAGGACAAGACGGACGAUUUCUGGUGUCACAUGUACAGCCCCCUCAUUCAUCCUAUUGGAUGGUCUCGAAGCAUAGGCCAUCGGUUUAAGAGAUCAGACAUCUUAAAGAAAAAUGAAUCUCACUUUAAUGCGCCUUCACACUUAUUUUCAAAGGUCAAAGAUGUUGACCAAAACGCUGAGUGGUUCAAGGAAGGGAUGAAACUGGAAGCUAUCGAUCCACUAAACCUCUCUGCAAUAUGCGUAGCCACCAUUAGAAAGGUGUUAGCCGAGGACUACCUGAUGAUUGGAAUUGACGGGUCAGAAGCAGCAGAUGGUUCAGACUGGUUUUGUUAUCAUGCUUUAUCACCCUCGAUAUUCCCUGUUGGCUUCUGUGAAAUUAACAAGAUUGAACUAACUCCGCCACGAGGAUAUACAAAACUACCUUUCAAAUGGUUUGACUACCUCAGGGAAACUGGAUCCAUAGCUGCUCCUGUGAAGCUUUUCAACAAGGAAGUCCCCAAUCAUGGCUUCCGUGCCGGGAUGAAGCUUGAAGCUGUGGACCUCAUGGAGCCUCGCCUGGUGUGUGUAGCUACAGUAACACGCAUCAUACACCGGCUUCUAAGGAUUCAUUUUGAUGGCUGGGAAGACGAGUACGAUCAGUGGGUUGACUGUGAAUCUGCAGACCUCUAUCCUGUUGGAUGGUGUCAGUUAACGGGAUACCAACUACAACCUCCAGCUCCACAAUCAGCAAAGGACAACCAGACCAAUGUAACCAAACAGAAGAAAAAGUCUAAAUCACAACAGUACAAAGGACACAAGAAAAGUGAGUACUGCUUUUUCAUUACCAUAUCAAGUAUGAACUCUGUAACUUGGGAUAUUUUGGAAAUUUGA